GCCUUCUUGUGGCGGUCAUGUUGUGUUGAGUUGUGUGCAUGUUAGCCACUGCGCUUCCUUUGCUUGAACCACUGCGCAGAGGCUUUUGUCUGGAGUCUGCUAAGUUACGAUUCCUUAAAGAUCUUGCUUUAUAUUGUGUUGGGACACAACAAUUUGCAGAUAUGCCAAGCCUUAAAUUGAUAUCUGCUACGGACACAGAGUACUCCACUGCUGUGCUGAAGUCACUGAAUGAGCAGCGAAAUAAUGGACUAUUUUGUGACAUUACAAUUAUUAUCCGGGACAAAAAGUUCAGAGCCCACAAAACCAUCUUAUCUGCUUCUAGUACGUACUUUCAUCAGCUCUUUACUGUGGCUGGACAAGUAAUUGAACUAAACUUCAUCAGAGCAGAAAUCUUUGAAGAAAUUCUUAAUUACAUUUACACAUCUAAGAUUGUUCGAGUUAGAUCUGACAUGCUUGAGGAGCUGAUACAAGCAGGAAAACUACUAGGAGUGAAGUUCAUUGCUAACUUGGCUUCACCUUUAUCUCAAGUGAAAGGGCUCCCAGGCUUAUCCAAAGAACCAGAAAACAUAAAUGAUACAUCUUCAGAGGUGAUGCCAAUAAUCACAGAAUCAUUUUCAAUAUCUUCUGAGGAAUUCAAUCAAACCUCAAAACCAGAAGGGGACGAUGAGGACUCAGACAGUGAUGUGAUGUUUGUCUCACAAACAACAACAGCAAAUCAGAAAAUUAACACUGAGGUUAUUGAUUUAGAGUCUUCAGAAGGCAUAAAUAUUGUACCUGUGCAACAGGAAGAUUGUGGACCACAAAAAACAUAUUCUGUAAAACCUCCUAAUUCUAAAAACUGCAGCAGUCCUAAAGGCAACUCCAAAGAUGUGUCUUCUCCUGUGACUACAACCGCAGCACCAGCCGCAGCACCAGCCGCAGCACCAGCCGCAGCACCAGCCGCAGCACCAGCCGCAGCACCAGCCGCAGCACCAGCCGCAGCACCAGCCGCAGCACCAACCGCAGCACCAACCACAGCACCAACCACAUCCACAGCCUUCAGCCAUGACACUCAAAGUCUUUCAGUAUCUUCCAAAACCAAAGAUCUUUUGGGAGUUCACAGAAAGCAAGUAGCAACUCCCGCCGCUCAGCAGGGGGAUCUCAAAAUAAGACUCGUCGAUGUGCCUGAUGCCUCUAAGGUGUGUGACAGUAACUUGUCUAUGUGUAAGUUUGGAGCAAAACAGACUGUAACUCUAAAAACAGCUGCAGACAUUGGUUCCAUUGGUUCAAUAUCUCCAGAUUGUCGAGUAUAUGCCAAUAUUGGAGAAAAUACAUACGACAUAGUCGCAGUAAAAGAUGACCCAGAAGAGGGAGGAUCUAAGGCUUAUAAUGGGAAAAGAGCAUAUAUGGCCACCCUCAACAGACCUUGUGAAGAAGAACCAGUUUCACAGACAAUGGGACCCAUAAAGAAAAGCAAAGUGGAUGAUAGUCAAUAUUAUGAGCUGGUCAUGGAUGGAAAGACCUUCUAUGUUUGCGUGGUCUGUAAACGCCCCUAUGUGUGUAUGACAAGUCUUCGUCGUCACUACAAUACGCAUUCAUGGGAAAAGCAGUAUCCGUGCCGACACUGUAACAAGGUAUUCGCUUUGGCCGAAUACAGAACUAAACAUGAAAUUAGUCAUACAGGAGAAAGGCGAUACCAAUGCUUGUUGUGCAAACAAACAUUUUUAAACUACCAGUUUCUUGCAAGCCAUUGCAAGUCAGUUCACAACCAGGAUCCUAGUGGGAGAAAGGGAAAGGAUUUAGCAGACAAUAAUCUUUAUCAGCUGCUUCCAUGCAAAACAGUGAAAAUGAAAGCAUACUCUUGGGUCUCAGAAGACAAACCUUCUGACAUAAAAACCGUGAUGACUGAGGAUGGCAGUGUGCAUAUCACAACUACACAUCAACAGGACUCAACCCAGAAGAGGAUGUUAAAUUGGGAUGACAUAUUUUUAGAGCCAGAUGCAAAUCCACAACCUGGGGGUUUAGUGAAUCAUAAGCAAGAGUCUGAAUUUGACUUCAUUCCACCACAGACUUACUAAACAACUAACAUACACUUUGUGCCUCUGAAUAUCAUUGCCUUUUCACAUGCCCCUGCUCCUGUACAGCAGAUAUUUCUUGUUAAUCUUGUUUAAAAAGGUGAAGUAAUUAUAAAAUUGGCACUAUUGAUUACAAGAAUAAAUCUGCAAAGAAAACAUAAUAUUUUGCAUCUGUUUUUAUAUUGAAGCUUGCAGAAAAAAAAAAUCUAGUAAUUGUUUUAUUAUCACAUGAAAAAAAAACAUGUACAAAUACUGAUGGUUUAACACCAACAGAAAAAAACUAUUGAAGCAAUGUCUAUAUUCCCUCAGUCGUCCGGAUAUACCAAAAGAAAUUUUCAAACUGAACUCUAAAACCUUGUUGAGAUUUUCAUUCCUUUUGUUAUUGAAACUGUUUUGGUUACAUUACUUUGGUAUUGUGGCAGGGGUGUUGAUUAUGUAAUUUUAAUAGUCAAGGGUUAACUUGUUGAUUUACAUGUAUUUUUUAUAAACUGCUUUUAUCUAUUUUGCCAAACUUAACGUUAACUAUACAAUCUAUAUGCAGAGAUACAGACAACUAUUCAGAUAGCACUUAGUACUUAUUUAUGCAGAGUUUUCAUAGCCAGCCUGUAGAAAGAGUAUGUCAGUCAAGGUUUAAAUGGAUUGUAAAUAAACACAUUAACAAUGGGACUGUCUAUAUUGUACAUUUUAGAGAAACCACGGUCUUUGAUAAUGUUUUUUUAUUUGUAGGAAAUUAAAUGUUUUAAUACACA
This is a messenger RNA of Boleophthalmus pectinirostris (great blue-spotted mudskipper), 2803 nucleotides long. RefSeq names its product zinc finger and BTB domain containing 33 (gene zbtb33). The transcript is spliced from 2 exons. The record is from RefSeq and is a predicted model, not a curated record. Gene Ontology annotation, cellular component: nucleus. The coding region runs from base 39 to 2057 and encodes 672 amino acids. Gene Ontology annotation, molecular function: RNA polymerase II cis-regulatory region sequence-specific DNA binding; protein binding; DNA-binding transcription factor activity, RNA polymerase II-specific. Lineage: Eukaryota; Metazoa; Chordata; Actinopteri; Gobiiformes; Gobiidae. Gene Ontology annotation, biological process: regulation of transcription by RNA polymerase II.